Molecule: messenger RNA, 1314 nt
Organism: Colossoma macropomum (tambaqui)
Lineage: Eukaryota; Metazoa; Chordata; Actinopteri; Characiformes; Serrasalmidae
Gene: irx4b
Product: iroquois homeobox 4b
Exons: 5
Coding region: 1-1314 (437 amino acids)
Biological process (GO): neuron differentiation; cell development; regulation of transcription by RNA polymerase II
Cellular component (GO): nucleus
Molecular function (GO): RNA polymerase II cis-regulatory region sequence-specific DNA binding; DNA-binding transcription factor activity, RNA polymerase II-specific
Source: RefSeq, a predicted model, not a curated record
AUGUCAUACACGCAGUUUGGCUACUCCUAUUCAGCAGCUCCUCAGCUCCUGUGGUCCUCCAACGCUUUGGGUGCAUGCUAUGAGUCUGGCAGCGGCUCUUCAUUAGACGCUGGAGUAGUAGCCUCCACCCAGAGCUCUCUUUACUGUCCGAUGUACGAGAGGAGGCUGGUGGCCUCCGCAAGGCAUGACCUGAACUCUACUUAUGGGAAAAACCACAGCUAUGGGACUUACAGUUCAUACGGGACGGAUUCGACUUCUCUCUAUUCUCUGGGCAAGCUUGGUGAGAAAGAUGGAACAGGAUCAGCACAUGGAAGGGUCACUCAAGGGCCAUCUUACUACCCAUGUGAUCAUCCAUUUGGACAAUACCAGUAUGAAGGAUAUGGGUACGGAUCUAUGGAUGUUAGUACAAGAAGGAAAAAUGCCACCAGAGAGACCACCAGCACCCUGAAGGCGUGGCUACAGGAGCACAAGAAGAACCCGUACCCCACCAAGGGCGAGAAGAUUAUGCUGGCCAUUAUCACCAAAAUGACCCUCACGCAGGUGUCCACCUGGUUUGCCAAUGCCAGGAGGAGGCUCAAGAAGGAGAACAAAAUGACUUGGUCCCCACGCAACAAAACCUCAGACGAGAAAGGCUGCGAUGAAGACAGCGACGAUGUUGAGGGGUUGCAGGAGGAGAACAUCAAAUCUGAGAAAGAGUCUGAUGACAACCCAAGAGCAGAUGAUGCAGAUUUGCCACAAAGCGACUUGGAAGAUUUGGACCUAACGGAAUCCGACAGCUCUGAGUGCGAGCCUAAAGCGUCGUUUACUGUGAGCACUCAUCCAGGCUCACAGGACUGCACGGGUCAUCGCUUCAGAGAGCCUCUCUUACACAUCUCUCUUCCAGAGACGCCUGGUUUCGAUAAAGCCUGCUUAGGAUCGACGGCUGAUGGCAGCCACCCUGCAAAGGCUUUCUACCUUCGACAAGAAGGACAGACGCCUGAGACCAAGCCCAAAAUCUGGUCGCUAGCACAGACUGCCACUUCUUUAAACAACGCUGACUACCCGUCAUGCAUGCACAAAGGUCUAGGCGUGAGGUCAUCCUCUGCCGAGUGCCAUUUAGACUCAGACUUGGCAGAAAGCCAGCAGGACUCUGCAGUGUCCAGUCUCAGAAACUGGAUAGACGGCGUCUUCCAGGAUCCCUUGUACUCGCAAAGCAACUUAAACCAAACAUUCUCCAGCUCUUCUGGACUAUGGGUGGGCUCCAGCAGCUGCCCAACAUCAGAGAACACUGUUCAUGGACUGCAAGAGCCAGUUACCUCUACCCAGCUUACAUAA